Messenger RNA from Chenopodium quinoa (quinoa), 3224 nucleotides. RefSeq lists its product as uncharacterized. The coding region runs from base 619 to 2850 and encodes 743 amino acids. The record is from RefSeq and is a predicted model, not a curated record. The transcript is spliced from 2 exons. Lineage: Eukaryota; Viridiplantae; Streptophyta; Magnoliopsida; Caryophyllales; Amaranthaceae.
AUAAUAGGGAGGGGUAAUUUUCUUUGUAGUAAGGAGUUUUUUUUUUUUAAAAAAAAAAUCAUAGAAUGAAGCAAAAAAUCUGAAAAACACAAUGCGGUGAGGAUGGAGCAAAUAUAAAGCUACCCACAACUCCCACAAGCCACAGAUGUUGUUGUGCAGACUUUGAGAGAUAGAUGGAAGCCGACCGUUGACCAUUUUCAUUAAAACAAAUUUUAAAAUCUAACUCAAUUCAGCAUCUGCCACUUUAUUUUAUUUAUUUUUCAGCUUAAGAAUUACCAUUUCCAAUGAAUUUAUUUAUAUAUUCAACCUAUUAUACACAAAAAUAACCUCCUAUCUCAAUUCAUAUCAUAUCUAUCAUAUCCCCUUGAAAAUUAGCAAGGGAUCUUUUGCUUCAUUUCCUUCCUUUUCACUUUCAUUUUUAUACGAGUAACAAAAGAGGGGCUCACUGAGUCACACCGAGUCAAUCAUUUAUCUUUUUAAUCCCAUGAUUCUUCCUUCUGUUUUGUCUUCUAUGUUGGCAUCAUCAUCAGAUCCACUUUUUCCCUCUCCUAUAAAACUAGAUUAACAACCUUUUUCUUUCUUUCCUUAACCAAAAUUUAACACAAAAACAAAAUUAUUAUGGGAACUGGUUGGAGAAAAGCCUUCUGUUCAACAAUCCCAAAAGAUAGAGAAAAAGAAAGGCCUACUCAUCGCCAUCAUCAUAACAACAAUGAUGUUGUUGAUGUUCAUCCAAUUUCUACUCCUACUCCCAAAACCUCUAAAUUAAGCUUAUUUUCUAGUAUAAGCAAUCCUUCUACUCCUAGAUUACGAGUUCGAACCUCAUCAUCCACCACUGUUGACAAAACCACCGCUACAACAGCUGGUAACAACAACAAUGGUGGUAGCAAGAGUGUCGGACCGAGCCCGAAGGUCCAAUGCAAGUUGGGGUCUAACCCUUCUUCUCCUCGCUCUCCUUUCGCCAUGCUUAAGAACACUCUUCGUCUUACCAAGAAUGGAUGUGGAUUGUGUAUGCAGAGUGUAAAAACAGGACAAGGGAUGGCAAUUUACACGGCGGAAUGCUCACACGCAUUUCAUUUUCCAUGUAUAGAUGCCCAUGUGAGGAAGCAAGGUUCCUUGAUAUGUCCAGUAUGUAAUAUCACAUGGAAAGAUGUCCCUCUUCUCUCUUUCCACAAGAACAACCCUUCGGAGGCGGAAGAGAUUGUCGAUAAGAAAACCAUUACCACCACCACUACUGCUAAAUCCUCGGCCAUGAGCGCUCCCGCUACGCCAACCGGGAGCGCCAGGAUUCAUUUCGAGGAUAAGCGAGUACAAUCACUCAAAAGAUCAUCAGACAGACCAUACAAUGACGACGAGCCGCUUCUAUCUCCUCGGUUCAACCCCAUACCAGAAGCUGAGGAAACAGAGGAUACCGAAGAAUUCCAAGGCUUCUUUGUUACUCCGAAGAAACCGCCCGUCAGUAACAGCACUAAAUCAUCCUCAAUUGAUCCAUACAACUCUGUUGACAAGAGAGCACCACGACAUGUAGAAGUGAAAUUGUUGCCGGAGGCUGCGGUUGUUUCGGGGUCUCGGACUCACGAGACGUACGCGGUGGCGUUGCGAGUAAAAGCGCCUCCGACCCCGGAGGCGAUUUUAUCUCCAACCCACCGCGCACCAAUUGACCUCGUUACGGUCCUUGAUGUUAGUGGCAGUAUGACAGGGCCUAAGCUCCAAAUGUUGAAGCGUGCCAUGCGACUUGUCAUCUCCUCGUUGAGCUCCGCUGAUCGAUUAGCCAUUGUUGCGUUUUCCUCAGCGCCUCAGCGACUGCUGCCGCUGCGAAGAAUGACUUGGCAGGGGCAGAAAUCUGCGCGCAAAAUCAUCGACCACCUUAGUUGUGGCCAAGGUACAUCCGUUGGAGAAGCGUUAAAAAAAGCGUCAAAAGUUUUAGAGGAUCGGAGAGAGAAAAACCCGGUUUGUAGUAUCAUUCUUUUAUCCGACGGUCAAGAUGAUCCGCCAAGUUCAAAUCAACGGCAGAGAGCGUCUCAAAUGUCAUCGACCCGGUUUGCUCAUAUUGAGAUCCCGGUUCAUUCUUCCGGGUUCGGGUUUCGAACUCCUGAACCGAAACAAGACGCGUUUGCGAAAUGUGUGGGUGGUUUGUUAAGUGUUGUGGUUCAGGAUUUACGGGUUCAACUCGGGUUUUCUUCGGGUUCAGCUUCGGCCGAGAUAAUGGCGGUUUAUUCGUGUAAUGGUAGACCGAGUUUAAUGAGCUCUGACUCGGCUCGGCUUGGGGACUUGUACGCCGAAGAGGAGAGAGAAUUGUUGAUAGAACUGAAGGUGCCUAUGUCAGCGAUUGGGUCCCACCAUGUGAUGUCUGUGCGUUGCAGUUAUAAAGAUCCGGUGACUCAAGAGGUGAUGUAUGGGAGGGAGCGGGCCCUACUGGUCCCACGACCCCACGCCAUCCGAUCCUCUGAUCCGAGAAUUGAACGGCUACGGAACCUUUUCAUUUACACCCGAGCCGUAGCCGAGUCAAGACGACUAGUUGAGCACUACGAUUUUAGUAGUGCUCACCACCUUCUCACCUCGGCUCGAGCCUUGGUGUUACAAUCCUCGGCUAAUGGGUUAACCUCAGCUGAGGAGUACGCUAGAGGGUUAGAGUGUGAACUGGGGCAUGUGCACUGGAGGAGGCAGUAUCAAGUACAAAAGGAGCAAGAGGCAGCUAAUGUGGCCCAGCAAAUGGUGGAUGAAAAUGGUGAUCCGCUUACGCCGACAUCGGCUUGGCGAGCGGCUGAGCAGCUGGCUAAGGUGGCUAAAAUGAAGAAGUCCUUGAACCGGUCUGUUAGUGAUUUACACGGCUUUGAAAAUGCCCGGUUUUAAUUUUAUUUUUUUUGUAAAGUAAAAAAAAAAAAAUUAAAUGAGAAAAAGAUGAAAGAGGGUGUGGUGGGCACAUGAUGAGAGAGAGACAAAGGAAGUACCCGACGGCGCGGGCCUUUAUUCAGCAGAAAGAGACGAAGGCCCACAGUAAAAUCAUUUGGAUUUUGGGCCUUUUUAAAAGGAAUUGAGGGGACCUUACCUUGUCUCUUUUGUUUUUUUCUUUUUUUUUUUUUUUUUUUUUUUUUUUUUUUUUUUUUUUGGAAUUUGUAAGGUUUAGUAGAAGGUGAAAAGAUAAUCCAAUUUGUAAUGAGUACAUUCAUUUUUACUCAUCAAAGAAAGGAUAGUUGUAAAUUCAAUGAUGGAAGCCUUUUCUUUAA